AUGGGCGGCGCCGUGGACGCGGGCGCGGGCAAUCCUCCUCCUGUUCAUCCACCGCCGCCGGCGGCCUUCCAUGUGGACCGGGUGCUGCAGGCUCUGGGCUUCGAGUUCACCUGCGUCACCGCCGAGGAGGUGGUCGGCCGCCUCCCCGUCAACGAGACCUGCUGCCAACCGUUCGACUGGCUCAACGGCGGCGUGUCGGCGCUGAUGGCGGAGACGACGGCCAGCAUCAGCUGCUACGUCGUGUCGGGGUAUCGGAGGCUGGCCGGGGUGCAGCUGUCCAUCAACCACGUCGGCCCCGCGCGCCUCGGCCCUCGGCGACCUCGUCCAGGCGCGGGCCACGCCCAUCGAGCUCGGCCGUAA
This is a messenger RNA of Miscanthus lutarioriparius, 360 nucleotides long. The record is from the annotation of a GenBank genome assembly. Lineage: Eukaryota; Viridiplantae; Streptophyta; Magnoliopsida; Poales; Poaceae.